Messenger RNA from Salvelinus fontinalis (brook trout), 11308 nucleotides. Its product is annotated as zinc finger protein Gfi-1-like. Lineage: Eukaryota; Metazoa; Chordata; Actinopteri; Salmoniformes; Salmonidae. Gene Ontology annotation, cellular component: nucleus. The coding region runs from base 8706 to 9911 and encodes 401 amino acids. The transcript has 6 exons. The record is from RefSeq and is a predicted model, not a curated record.
UAAUUUUACCCAAACACAUACCUAUAAAUAGUCAAACCAGAGAAACUGAUAAUUUUGCAGUGGUAUCUAGUUUUUUCCAGAGCUGUAUAUCCUUAUAGUCAAAUGCAUUAGGCAUACUUGUUUUCUUUAGAUUUUGGGGGGUGGUUAAAAUUGUACAGUUAAAACGUACAACGGCCAUUGAAUAACACAUAAAAUAAUUAUACAGCACUUUGUGGCCCUUAUUAAACUAUAUUAAUUUGUAUUUGCCAAUUUGACGAGAUUCACUGUAGAGCUUAGUUUGAUAUAGCGCUGUCAGUAGGUGAUGCUCAAACACGACUCCCCUUUCUUUCAUCUGCAUAAAUCUAGAAGUGUCUGAAAUAACAUUCAGGAAGUAAAUCAGUCUGCUGCUUUUAGGAGGGCAACUUUCAGAGCUGCAUGUCUAGCAAAGCAACUUUGUGUCAACAACACAUAAGAUCCUCCAGCGGCACUGGACCCGGGUUGUUCUGACAGGUCUGAGAAGCUUUCAUUACGCUUGAACUCUGGUAUAUCUUGAACCUGCUCUGUGACUGUCAACCUAUAAAUAUUUAAACCAAUGGUAUAGUAUACCGCGUACAGGGGACGCACAUGGGGAUAAUAUUACAAUAUUUUUAGGUGGGUGCUUAUAUUUGUCCUGUUUCACACAUGUACAAGUGUAUUAAUACGCAUGUGUGAAUUGGAAAAUGUUUUUUUUUUGUAUAUCCCAACUCUCCCUGAGACACCCUACGAUAGUGGGGUCAUUAUCAAAGGUCUGACAUUAUCAACGGCGACCGUGGAGCAAUUAGAGUUUAGUGCCUUGCUCAAGGGCACAUCGACAGAUUGUUUACGUUGUCGGCUCAGGGAUUCAAACUAGCAUAUACACUUUUAAUCUCCUUAUUGAUAAGAAAACAUUUGAGCCUUUUAUCUUAACAUGUGGAUGAGUUGCAUAAAAACAGCACGCUGUCCCAAUUUAUAGCCAAGCGCAUGCUGUUUUAAUUUUUGUUGGCGAAAAAGGUAUUUAAUUUCCUUUAUUAGAAUACCCUGAAGUUGGCUGUACAUUUAUGACUCAGUAACGUUAGCUUGGUUUUUCAUCCAAUUUGCGAAAGAUUUUCUUGCGAAUAUUUGUUGUGGGGUCCUCCCACUAUGACUCCAGAAAGCAUGCCGUUUAUUAGGCUACAGAUGAAAUAAAUGCUGAACUUCACAGGGUGGUGGAAGUGCACGUUGAUGUGCUUGAUGCUGAUUUCCGAUAAAUACCGAUGGUCUUAUUCUGGUGACAUGAUGAUCGAUGCUUGGCUGCCUUUAAUAUGUAGGGAGGCUACCUGCACUGUAUCUGCGAGCUGUUGGCUAGAGCACACAUACCAAAGACCAGAGUGGGCACGAUCGCUAUAUAACUCAACAUUGUUUGUGACAAAGCCAUCAGUAGAGUAGAAAAUGUGAUGGAAACCCAUUUAACUUUUUAUUCGGAACAUGGAAAUGUAAUGUGCACUUUAUGCGCACAGCCUUUUGUCCGCAACAAAUCAAUUUGAAUAAAAACACAUCUCUGGUGGGAAAAUGCACAUAUUGUUUUAUGCAGAUUUUAGGAAAAUCGCAUCCAAAUCUGUCGCUAAUUGGAUGGAAACCUAGCUAGUGGCUGCAUGUAAUGAACAUAAUGGCCUUCGCCUCUGUUGAAGGAGUGUGUCAAACUUCGUUAAUCCUCUCCUUUCAUUUGAAAAUGCGUGCUGGAUCCAUGGCACAAUACAGCCUGAACUAUACAAUAUAGCCUGAACUAUAUGCAUCCAACCUUUUUAUGUGAGUAAAGUAGAUGUCGGAUAAAAAAUGUCAUGACAGACCUGACAACAACAAAAAAACACUAAACAAGGUGGGAUCUUUUUGUGUCGGUAAAAUGUAUUACGCGAAAAAUGCUGUCGGAAACUAUUUCAUGCCAAAUAUUUAUAUAAUAGGCCAUCAAAUCAAAGUCAACUUGGAGUCACGUGGUGACUUGGCGCUUGACGCUCCUUUCCAAUAAAUAUCGAGGGUCUUAUUUUGGUGGCAUGAUCAUAGAUGUUAGGAUGCCAUUUGACAAAUAAAAAUAAUCGCAUCAUGUAGGCCAUAUACCCGCACUGUAUCUUUGAGCUGUUGGCUAGAACGCACGUGCGAAUACCAGCGUGGGCCUACUAACUUUAUAGGUUCGCAACACAAUCUCACACUCAAUUUGUGCAAAUAUGUCUCAAAAGUAUUUCUGCAGAUUUUGUGCUUUUUUUGUGUGGCUUAAUUCGUGUGAAAAUAAAACAUUUUGUGUAACUUAAUUUUUAGGAAAAUACACACAUUUUUGUGCGACUUAAUUCAUUGGAAAAUAAAAAUGUUGGUGAAAACUUUGGAACAAUCUUCUGAAAGUUAUUGGAGUAAUGCAUUUUGGACACUGCCUUUUUUUUGUGUCCCACAUUUAUAUAAAAUAACAAACGUGUUAACAACCCAAUAGUGUUAAUCAACCAUGUUGUAAAAAUUGUAUUUGUCUAGUUGUUGUUGUUGUUGUGGUGUUGAUAUUUGAUUGAGGAAUGGGGAUCCAUUUUCAGAAUGGGAAAUUAAUUCAUCAAUAAAUGUGGGGAAACAAGGAACUGCAAAAAAAAAGUAUGUUUGGUUUAAAUUCCCCUGGGGCAACUGCAUGGUAUUUGCAGCAAUAAGGAGUCUGGAUGGUGAUCAAUUAAGUCAUAUCAAUGCAGUUAAACAGGUUCAUGUAAGAUCAUGAAUUAUGUUGACUUGCACUUAUGGCGUUUCCAAGGCCAUUUUAUGAUGAUGAUUAAGGUCAUGUCAAUCAUGUUAUACACUUAGGAUAUUGUAACAAGGCAUAUGUCAGCAUCGUAGGCCUACUGCCUCAGCCCAGAGGCCUACUAGGCUUUCAUGGCAACAGCCGUUAGAGCUCACUUUGCCACGUCUGAGCCCUGCUUGGAGUCCCUGUUGCAGCUUUCACUUUCUUCCGUUACAUUGGUGGCAGCGUUGGGAUCACGUCCAGCUCACGUCUAGUUAAUCGAUCUAGUGGUGGGAAGCAUUCUGUUCUUCAACAUUGUGUUGGGUGUAAUUACAUUGAUAUAUCAAGUGAACAAUGGAUAAGCAACAAUGGGCAUGACGGAUAGAAGUAGUCACUACAGGUGUGAUCAAGCCUUACAUCAAAGUUGCCUGAAGCUGAAUGGAAAGUGCUAUGCCCUGACCAGUUAUUCAGAAGAACAUCCUCUGUUACUGUGUAAUUUACAUACGUUAACUUACCAGUGUGGACCCAAAACCAACACAUUCUACACAUUUACGAACUGCCUGUUUAAAUGUUAUUACAACCAUGGUGUUAUAUAUCGAAUAACCUGACAAUGAGCCACACCAUAUGGGUAGGCAAAUCAUGUAAGUGUGUCAUGCAGCAAAACACAAAUAUCCUUUUUUUGGGACGCAAACCAGUAAUAUGAUCUGUUGAUCCAUCCUGUUCUGAUCUAAUGAGAUGGAUGGAGGAUUUUCUACGGCCUAGAAUUGAGGCCUUUCCCAGUCAUGAUGGACGAAGCUAGGCACCUCUUGGUUCUCAUUGGUGGGGUUAUAUGUUAAACUCUCCUAUACCACUUUGCCCAACAUGUUAUACCCCAGAGGUUGUAAAUAAACUAUUUUUAAGGUGAUAUAACUUGUUUUAUUAUAGGGCUGUGAAACCCAUAGCUUCAGACUGAAUGGCUUCAGACUGAAUGGCUUCAGACUGAAUGGCUUCAGACUGAAUGGCUUCAGACUGAAUGGCUUCAGACUGAAUGGCUUCAGACUGAAUGGCUUCAGACUGAAUGGCUUCAGACUGAAUGGCUUCAGACUGAAUGGCUUCAGACUGAACAUUUCUCACUGGAAAUGUCUGUUGACAUUGAACAUAGCUUAGGGUUAUGGUAUUUAAUUCAUUUCAGACUCUCCUAUGCCACUAUUCCUAUAGGUUGUAAAUAAAUCCUUUUUAAUACUUCUUAAGGAUCGGACCCUUCAUCUCAAUUUCCGCCUAAAAUGACAUACCCAAAGCUAACUGCCUGUAGCUCUGGACAUGAAGCAAGGAAAUGCAUAUUAUUGGUACCAUUUGAAAGGAAAAACUUUGAAGUUUGUGGAAAUGUGCAAUUCAUGUAGGAUAAUAUAACACAUUAGAUCUGGUAAAAGAUAAAACAAGCAAAAAACAUGCAUUUUCCAUAUUUAUUUAUUUUUGCAUCAUUUUUGAAAUGCAAAAGUAAGGCCUUACAUUUACCUAGGAAGAUGGGUGUAAGUUAGAUGUUGUCCACAAGACGACAUCAGUCUGUGUGUACAGUUUGAUACAUUCAAGAAUGAGAACUCUACAUAAUAUUUUGUAUCAAGUCUCCCAGGUGUCCUUCACAAAUUUGCCCAAAUGUACCCAGAAGGCUGAAUUGUUACAUAUAUAAAUUUCCAAGUACAUAACUAUAGAGAACAUAAACAAAAUGCUAUGGCAAUAGACAAUUAAAGUUUACACACUCCAGGAAUGUCAUACAUGAGGAAUCAUUAGCCUCCCUACAUAAAAGGUACUAACCUUCACACCUCUAGAUGGCCGGGUGUGGGUGGGUGUGGAGCCAGAGACAGCAGAGGGGUCAGACUGGAGAAGCCAGUUCCUAAAUUUGAAUGAGUGGGGGUUGGAGUACUUGAAGGAGGUGUCUUCUAAGUUGGCUCCCACAGGUUAACUUACUCUCUACCACUAUUGAGGUACAACAACAACAAAAAAUCAGUUAGAACUCAAGUUUACUAUUACUUAUUUUAUUUAACCUUUAUUUUAGCAGGGGGGUGAGCAAUGCAUCAAUACAUCAAAUACACAACACAUAUCUAGAAGCAUAUACACUUCAAAAGUUUGGGGUCACUUAGAAAUGUCCUUGUUUUUGAAAGAUAAGCACAUUUUUUGUCCAUUAAAAUAACACCAAAUUGAUCAGAAAUACAGUGUAGACGUUAAUGUUGUAAAUGACUAUUGUAGCUGGAAACGGCUGAUUUUUUUUUAAUGGAAUAUCUACAUAGGCAUACAAUCCAAGUUGAUCAUUUUAAAAGGCUAAUUGAUCAUUAGAAAACACUUGCAAUUAUGUUAGCACAGCUGAAACUGUUGUUCUGAUUAAAGAAGCAAUAAAACUGGUCUUUAGACUAGUUGAGUAUCUGGAGCAUCAGCAUUUGUGGGUUCGAUUACAGGCUCAAAAUGGCUAGAAACAAAGCACUUUAUUCUAAAACUUGUCAGUCUUGUCUUGUUCUGAGAAAUUAAGGCUAUUCCAUGCGAGAAAUUGCCAAGAAACUGAAGUUCUCGUGCAACACUGUGUACUACUCCCUUCACAGAACAGCGCAAACUGGCUCCCAGAAACUGGUUCCCAGAAUAGAAAGAAAAGUGGGUGGCCCCGGUGCACAACUGAGCAAGAGGACAAGUACAUUAGUGUCUAGUUUGAGAAACAGACACCUCACAAGUCCUCAACCAGCAGCAUCAUUAAAUGGUACCUGCAAAACACCAGUCUCAACGUCAACAGUGAAGAGGCUCAACGUAAGGCUACUAUUAUUAUUGUUAUUUUGGUGACUACUUGGUUGAUUGACAAUGUUGGGUUGUUAGCAUGUUUGUUUUUAUUUAUAAAUAAAUUUGGGGCACACACAAAAAGGCAGUGUAGAACACCAUUGCCCAUCAUGCAUUGUUCUAACAACUUUCAAAAGAUUGUUCCGAAGUUUCCCCCCAAAAUGUAUUUUCCUAUGAAAGAAAUCACACAAAAAUGUAUCUUUUCACGCUAAUUAAGCCACACAAAAACGCACAAAAUCUGCUGAAAUACUUUUUGUACAUACUUGCACGAAGUGAGUGUGCGAUUGUGUUGCGGCUAAAGCAAAAAUGUUGGUAAGAAAACUCAGUAGAAAACUCAGUAGAGUUAAAAAUGUGCUGGAUUUUUUUAUUCGGCACAUGGGAAUUUAAUCUCAAAAGGUAUUUUUAAGUGCACUACAUCACGCACAGCCUUUUAUUCGCAACAAGUAGCCUACAUUUGAUGGAAACACAUAUCUGCCUAAGGUUCUUCGAAAAACUUUGAGGAGCUUACAAGAACCCUUUUUGAACCCCUAUUUUAUUUCGUGUGGUAAGAAAAUGCUAAUAUUGUUUUUAUGUGGAUUUGUGAAUAUUUGCAUGGAAAUCUGUCGUCAGUUGGAUGGAAACCUAGCUAGUGUCGUUGAUUCAAUCCUUCAAUUUUGGGAUUAUAUUGAACAUUUCAAUAGGCAAACACUUGUAUUUUAAAAACAAAGAAGUUAGCCUAGUAAUUAUAAAUAUUUCAGCAAUUAUAUUUGUUUGUACCCUACUCCAUAAAAUAAAAUGAGCCUAUUACAGAAAACCUUAUGCACAUAAAACAGCUGAUAACCCAUAAUUACAAAACAUCUGGAAAAAUACACCAAGGACCUGUUUCAUAAACUGUGCAUAGAGGUAAAACAAAUAAAUUAGAUGACUGGUUAUUUAGUUUGAAUGGGGACACCUACAAGAAACGCUCUACCAAUGCUCCUUGUGUGGAAAGAGUUUUACCAAGUUAGGGGGCCUGAUUAUGCAUGACAGGACACACUCAGGAGGGGAUAAAACCUACCACUGCUCCCAUUGUGGAUAGAGAUUUAACUACAAAACAUUGAAUGUAUAGGCCUGAUGCUGAAUAAUGAUAAAUGGCCUCAUAAUGUAUGUUUAUUCAUAUAAACAAACAAUAAUAACUGAUAGGCCUUGCAUUGGUGUUGCCAAAGGCAUUCAUAAGAUUUUGGGUGGCCUAUCAGAUUUAAUAACCUCAACUCUUAGAUUUUUUUUGUGCUAUUAUGUUAAAUUAGAAGUCUAUAUUUAAUUGCAUUCAACGUUUUUCCAUUGAAAUGGGUUAAUGUACAAUGAUUUGCUUGGAUUAUGCUAAGCAUUUCAAAUAACGUUUGUGGUUUGAUGAGUUGAAUAGAUUUUCUAGGCUGCUAUGUGAAAGAGAAAGUCAAAUUGCACCACAAUUUGGGCAAUGGUUAACUCGCGUCAGUGUAUCUUGUGUUUUUAUCGGUAGCCUGUCUUAUCUCCUCCAACCCAAUGCAAGGUCCGGAUGCAGCGGUGAUGUUUCUAAUCGACAGAGGGCAUAUGGCGCUUUGAUUUCCUGCAAGUCACUGGUGUUUUUUCUACUGUAUCAUGGUCUGGAGGACCUGCCUGCCUUCCUGCGCAUGAUAGAGUACUUCUGCAUUAACUGACAGAGAAUUAACUGAAAACAUGCUAUGUCAUAUGAGCCUGGUCUUAAACAAAAAUGAGUGACUAUUAAAUAUUUUAAGUUUAUUGCUGUCAGCACUUUAUUGUCUCACUUCAAAGUUCAUAAACGAAUAGGCCUAAUCAAUUAUUUAGUCUUUGUAGACUAAAUGGUAUCUGCUAUAGGGCCAGCAAAUCGUACCAACAUUGCUAUUUCGUUUUUCUUUAUUUGUUCUUACUAAUUUAAUUACUUUUUUAAAUGUUCUACCUAAUUUCAAAGACAAUACAGGCCUAUACACAUGUUUUGUUUGUUAAUAAUUUCACCUGUCGAAUGUGAAAUGUUUAUCAAAUGGAUAGGUCUGUCAUGUAUGGACAUUGAAAUUAUGUCUUUUCACUGCACCAAUACAACAAUUUCAAUUAUUCUGAAUGGCACCGGCCAGCGGCUGGUUGAAACGUUCUAAAUGUGACGUACAGAUAGAUAGUCUCGGUCCCACUGGUUGUCUGGCGUGUGAGCUCCAGCUGAAUGCGCUCGCUGCAUGCCUUAUUGUUCUGUGCGUAAUUGGGCCAGAACAGGUAAUCAGCGGUCCCACUGUGCAGACAGGGAACAGACGUAUCUGUUUACUCACUGAGCAUAUUAUAAUAAUGCAGGAAAUACGAAACUCCAGUGGCACCGCAGGCAGACGUGUGCAGUUGUCUGCAGCUAUACGCCUGUAUGUAUUGAGACACCGACCAAAUUGAUGGUUGAAAAUACACUUGUGAAGGACGCAAAACAAUUCAAUGCCGAUGCAGUGUUAUCAUGUCAUGCAUGAGUCUUUUAACGACAUUUCUUCAUUCUACAAAAUGCUAUAGACUAUACUAUAAACCAGUGAUGGGCUAUUCUGUGACGUGACUAUUUGGUCACAUCCACGUCCAUACUUUGCCUACUAUUCUCUGAUUCUCAUUCUCGUUCAUGUGCAAUCGAUGACGGUAAUAUAUGGAUCCUCUACCAUUAUCAAGCACAUUCUACAUGUCUCAUGAUGGCGAACGUGUGGCACGGUCCAUAGCAACCCUGACUGACUGGCACCCUGCUGCUGCAUACCGCGUUUCCUCUUUCCCCUGUCCUGUACUGCAGCUAAGGAUAGGGAGGGAUUAAGUAACACAUUGAUAAAGCAGUGUAUCACUUAUCCUGAUUGAUAUGGGUUGUAAUUCCCCCAGUAGAGAUACAGGCUGAUCCGUGAGAUGGAGCUGCCUGGAGAGCAGUUGGUUCUGGAGGCGGACCAAUCAUAGACCCCUGAGCUGCAGCAAACUGAGGAGGAGUUUCCUCUAGCCUAGGCACCUGUCCCUGAAAGGUCCCCACAACACCUGGCAGACGGGAGAGGGCGUGUGCGCAUGCUUCACCCCCAGCUAGAACUCUCUUAAAGUUGACCACACAUUGUCAACCAAUAGUCUUCUAAUAUUUUCAGGAAUAAAACAGCAGCACCGCAUCCCAGGAACAGAGGAGCAGAUUGCUGUUGGAUCGCCAGUGAUUUUGGAUAUUAGCAAAGGUCGAACAAGGAGAGUGAAAAUGCCUCGGUCCUUCUUGGUGAAAAGUAAAAGGGCGCACAGCUACCACAAGCCCCGCUCCUUAGAAGAUGACUACAAUCGUCUGGAUACUAUCUUAGCUCAUAUAUGUGCAGAGAAUAGUACGAUUCCAGAGGACUUGGAUGCCUUGACUGGCGGCGAUGCCAUCGCCGGGCUCUACCCGGACUCUCACCUGGCUGACACGGCUGAUUUCUCCAAGUCCCCGCUCAGCUGUGGGGACAGUGUGUGCGGUCCAGUCUCGGAUUAUGAAGACUUCUGGCGGCCUCCGUCGCCCUCAGCAUCACCAGUAGAUUCUGAUAAAUCCCUGUCUCCCUCCGUGGACGAGACACAACCCUUUGCUGUUCCAUUCCGGCCCUAUGCGUGGAACAGUUACUCUGGUUCUGACAUUCGGCACCUGGUCCAGCAAAGUCUCCACCACCAGCACCACCAUCCCAUGGACCUGGACCGGAGCCCGGCUCUGGGUUACCAUGGUGACCGGGCCAUCGAACCGACCCUCUUCGAGGGAAGCACUGGACCUGAAAAUUACAGUGAUUACAGGGCCGCUGCCUGUUUGUUCGAUAGAGCCACCGCCCCCGGGGUCGGAUUGUACUCGGAAGCGAACCUGCAGGGGAAAAGCUCAGAAAUCAAGGCUGAGUCUGACUUACUCUGCUCACGGCUCAUUCUGAAUGGUGCCUACAAGUGCAUCAAAUGCAGCAAGGUGUUUUCGACUCCCCAUGGGUUGGAGGUUCACGUUCGCAGAUCACACAGUGGCACGAGGCCCUAUGGUUGUGAUAUAUGUGGCAAAACCUUCGGACAUGCUGUCAGCCUCGAGCAACAUAAAGUUGUGCACUCUCAGGAAAGAAGUUUUGAUUGCAAAAUCUGUGGUAAAAGCUUCAAAAGGUCGUCGACUCUCUCCACGCACCUCCUCAUCCACUCUGAUACACGGCCUUACCCAUGCCAGUAUUGCGGGAAGAGGUUCCACCAGAAAUCGGACAUGAAGAAACACACAUUCAUCCACACAGGUGAGAAGCCGCACAAAUGCCAGGUGUGUGGGAAAGCGUUCAGCCAGAGCUCCAACCUCAUAACGCACAGCCGGAAACACACGGGCUUCAAACCGUUCGGAUGCGACCUCUGCGGCAAGGGAUUCCAGAGAAAAGUCGACUUAAGAAGGCACAAAGAAACCCAGCAUGGACUAAAAGCCUUAAACUAAAAUAAAAUAAUGGACACCAAACACUAUUCAACAAACCACUUUUUUGGAAACCAGAAAUAAGCUAGUUAUCCAUUCCUCAAACAUGUUAGACUAUGACAUACUGGUGGAGUAUUGUAGAGGCUUUUGUGCAGUAUAGGUUAAGACAAAACCGGUUUGAACCAGGGAGGGACAUUAUCUGAACCCAAAAUAUUAGUACAAAAUAACCGGAUAGGCAAUAUAACCACCAAGAAAGCGCAAAAACAAAAACAACAGACGAACAAUUUCCAACGGACAGUUGGGAAAACAGCCCUUGUCUAAAGAAUGUCACUUUGUUUUCAGUUGGACGCCAUGGAUGCUGGCACAACAGUCACUACAACAAGGCUAUGUGAUUUAAUAAACAAAAGGGUUGUGCUUUUAUUUUAUAAACCAGAAAUGUUUUCAUUUUUUCAUUUUCGUUCUUACAAUUCAAAUUGCACAUUUGUAUUUUAUAUCAACCAGACUGUAUAUCCAGAUGUCGUUUACUAUAAUGCCUAACCUUAUUUAUUGAUCAGAUUAUCAUUUGAAUAAAAUAUGAAAACUGUAAUCCAACAUAUUUUGAGAGUUUUGUUUAUUUUUAUUUUGUUUCGUAGCCUACUUCAAGGUGUUUCAAGCAGCAAAAGCCACGGAUUACUCAAAUACAUAUCACUGUCAACCCCAAUACAUUUUUUACUCAAAUUUUAAGUCAAAUAGUUGUAGUAAAUUCAACUCAAACUCAACUGAAGUCAUUAUUACUUCAAAUGUUUGUGGUACUGACUAAAAACGAAAUAAGAAGUGACAUGAACUGUAUUUGUUUAAGUUAUGAUCCAGAUCCAGAAAUCCUUUUUGGAAGAUUCCUGGAAAUCCUUCAACCAGUUUUUAUUGAAAAUCUGGGAAUUCUGGGAAAGAUAUUGGAAUUUUGCAACCUUUCUUCCAGGCCUCAUGUGGCCUGUAAAACCAUGAAUUUCAGGCAACUGCAUUGGGGUAAAGAUACGUCUCAAAAUAUGGCCUCAUGAAAUAUGUCAUGUAUUGUCAUAAAGAUAAAUUAUAAUGAUAACAUUCGCCUAGGAACUCACUUGGUGAAGGCAACAGGACAGAAAAUGUCAAUAACCAUGUCUCAUGCCAUUAACAAAUACGGUCAUGGGUGGUAACUACAAUUCAUUCACUCGAAAAGGCAAGGCACACUGGAAAAUUACAUUGGAGGCAUUGCUUAGUGAGGGCGUUACUCAAAAUGUUCAAAAUGAUACAACUCAAAUGUGGACCCCCUACACAUGGUCACAGUGACUAUCGGUUUGAGUAAUCAUUUUUAAUGAACUGUACUCAGAUAUAGAUGGCUUUUUCAACAGUUUUGAGUCAUGACAGCACAUUGGGGUUUACCGUGUAGGUCAUUCUGAAUUCUUAGA